This is a messenger RNA of Colletotrichum destructivum, 2020 nucleotides long. RefSeq names its product Putative essential protein Yae1. The coding region runs from base 103 to 795 and encodes 230 amino acids. The record is from RefSeq and is a predicted model, not a curated record. The transcript is spliced from 2 exons. NCBI's taxonomy places the organism in Eukaryota, Fungi, Ascomycota, Sordariomycetes, Glomerellales, Glomerellaceae.
CUUCUUCACCACCACUUGGAAACCUCACCGCCACCGAAACGUUACCCCUUGCCGAGAAGAUCGCGGCACGGAUUUCCAAGUACAACCACGCCAGCUCUCAUCAUGCAUCUCCAGCCCAUCGACAAUACCGAAAUUGAGCCCUUCACCAGCGCCAUGGACUCCGACCCACGCAUCACUAUUAUGCCGGACGAACAAGAGACUUUUGAUGAUGUCUGGGGCUCCGAGCCUGGUUCGCCGACUAACGUGGCCCAGGGCGCGCCCACAGGAACCCACCCUGGCGACAUUCCAAGACUCCAGGCCGAGCAUACCACCGCCGGUUACCGAGAGGGCGUCACCUUGGCCAAGGCCCAGAGCAUCCAAACGGGUUUCGACGAGGGCUUCAGCUUGGGAGCCGAGAUCGGGGCCCUCGCCGGUCAGGUUGUGGGCGUCCUCGAGGGAAUCGCCGCCGCCCUGGACGGUCAAGAUGAGGCCAUCGCGAAGGCUGCGCGGAAGUCUUCAGACGACGCUAAGGCCGAGCUGAAGACGGACUCCAUCUUCACCCCCGCGUUCUGGAACAACGACGGGACUUGGAAGUUCGACGUCGACGAGCACGCGGGUGACGAGAUCCUCUUCUCCGACGUGGCGCGCGCUCACCCGCUCAUUCAGAAAUGGACAAAGAUCGCAGAUGCCGAGAUUGAGCGGUGGCGCAUCACUCUUGAUGCCAUCGGCGAUGCGCCGGAGCACGAGAGACAGCCGAGCCCGGAACGGGCCCCGAGCUCCGCGACACCGCAGACGAAGAAACCUUUGGAUUGGUGAAGUCUUCUCAGCUAGUUACUUCUCUAGAGGGCACACUGCAGCACGUGCACCCAGCACGACCAAGUUUCCAUCAAGCCUUUACGCCACUCGAGGCCACGAGCUGAGCUGGCCCCCUCGCAAGAGAUGUCAUUCGCAGUGCCGAAAGUCUUACUUUAAAAGUGAGCAGGAGCCAUCAUCGGUUUCCCAAACAAAGUGCAUUAAUAUUACGAAGUGUUAUUACUCGGACUAUAUUGGGUUUCCCCGGGAGGGAGAUCCACGGUCCUUGUUAGGGCAGAGCCAAAACCGGGCUUGUAGGCACUUUGCAGGAUGUUGUCCCCCUUGUUGACGGGCUGUGGUGAGUGAGAGGGACUGAAGCCGAGCCAUAACUUCGUCGACGGCCAUGUGGCUUUCCUUACGCUUCACCACGAAGCGAGCCACUCACACCGGCCGGCUGCCUCGUAACACUUCCUACUUUUGAACAGGAUGACUUACGGGAAGCGGCCCGUGAGGCGAUUCGGCUGAGCCAAGAGGAACAUGUUUAGACGAAGUGCGGUUAUAUCGCCUGUCAACUCAGUCAGCUCAACACUGGCAUGGAAGUGAUGCAUUUCCUAAGGUGUCGUCAACAAAAUUCAUGAAGACUUUGCGUUAUCCAGUCCCCCAGCAUAAAGGAGACAUGGCAUGAAUACCAUAACGUCAUGAAAUUGCCCGCCACCACCGUCACUGAGUAUCUUGGGUGGACGUAUCUUAAGCGCAAUUCCACAACGUCCCAACAGUUCCACCGCCACGCUUCAGCUCGGAGACAUGAGAAAUCUGCCGCGAAGAGAGGCCACCAAUUAUUCUCCCAUCUCCUCGUCAAAACCAUCCCAUCACCAUCUAGUUGGCCCAAAGCCAAGCCUCGUUUCUCCACACACACACACACACACGCGCGCGCGCGCGCUCACUCGGAGUUUGCGAAGCGCAAGGUGACAACCAACCUGCCCCUGAUGCUUUGACUUUGGAAAUUGCACAAAUUCAUGGGCGAGGGGGUCAUGGUGUUUCGAAAGUUCGGAUGAUGGGCUGUGCUGCCUCACCACUGGAGGGGUCAGCCCAUCUCGUGGCCGAAGUCUCUUUAAGCUCAACACCAUCAGUGCCGAAUCCUCCAGGGACCCCCGCCGUCGAAGCGUAGUAAAGAGCCGGAAGAGCGCCUCCCUCCUAGUCGUCGGAUGAGGUGACAUCGCUGGCCCCUCUUGUUGUGUCUUGGAUGCCC